This is a messenger RNA of Dinoponera quadriceps, 2233 nucleotides long. It is a transcript of the gene Synd, whose product is annotated as protein kinase C and casein kinase substrate in neurons protein 1. The coding region runs from base 316 to 1818 and encodes 500 amino acids. The transcript is spliced from 10 exons. The record is from RefSeq and is a predicted model, not a curated record. Gene Ontology annotation, cellular component: cytoplasm; plasma membrane; endosome. Gene Ontology annotation, biological process: regulation of endocytosis; cytoskeleton organization; plasma membrane tubulation. NCBI's taxonomy places the organism in Eukaryota, Metazoa, Arthropoda, Insecta, Hymenoptera, Formicidae. Gene Ontology annotation, molecular function: phospholipid binding; protein binding.
UCGGCAGAGCAGCAAUAUGAGCGCUCGUGGUACCGUUCGCUGAGAAAACGCGCGACGUGACGAGAUUCCAUUGCCGUGAAAUCGCGCGCCGUACGUGCCAGCGGGUCGCGCGACGCUCGCGUGCUCGGUGAGUGUUAACACAGUGCCGUGCCUGAUUGCGUCCCGCAACACGUGGAUACGUGGAUUUCUUGGUUAGUUCCCCGGAUCUUCGGAGGGAUACCCCGCCAGCCAUCGCCUCCGCCGCCGCCACCGUGGUCGUCGCCGUCGUGGCGAGGGAUUACUUUCGGUGAGAGGUGUUUCUCGACCUAGGCUAAGAUGUCACAUCACAGCGACGACAAUAUGCUGAUAGCGACGUCGGACUCCUUCUGGGAGCCGGGCAAUUACAAGCGCACCACGAAGAGGAUCGAGGACGGGCACAAGCUCUGCGACAGUCUGAUAGCGCUGGUCCAAGAGAGGGCGGAGAUCGAGAAGAGCUAUGCCAAGGCGUUGAAGAAUUGGUCGAAGAAUUGGAACGACAAGAUCGAGAAAGGACCCGAGUAUGGCACCACCGAGGCCGCGUGGAAGGGCGUUCUCGUGGAAUCCGACAGACUUUGCGAUCUUCACCUCAGGGUCAAAGAGAAUCUCUGCAACGACAUUAUCCAGCAGGUGAAGACGUGGCAGAAAGAUACGUAUCAUAAGCAGCUAACAUUGAGCGAGUUUGGUUUGCAGUCGAUGAUGACCCUGAAGGAACGCAAGGAAAUGGAGGACGCGUUCAAGAAGGCUCAGAAGCCGUGGGCGAAACUCCUGCAGAAGGUCGAGAAAGCCAAGUCGGAGUAUCACAACAGCUGUAAAACUGAACGGACAGCGGCGAACAUGGAGAGGAACGCUUCGGCAGACAGUUCGCUCUCGCCCGACCAGAUGGCCCGAGGCUCGGAAAACGUGAAGAAAAUGCAGGACAGGGUGCAGAAAACGAAAGAGGAGGUGCAAAAAGCAAAGGAGAAAUACGAGGCGGCGCUACAGGAAAUCAAUCAGUACAAUCCGAAGUACAUGGAGGACAUGACGCAAGUGUUUGAGAAGUGUCAGGAGAUGGAGGCGCAGCGGCUGCAGUUCUUCAAAGACGUCCUGUUCGGCAUUCACAAGUGUCUGAACAUCUCGCAGGAUCCAGUGCUUCCGCAAAUAUACGAGGAGUUUUAUCACACGAUAAACAACGCCGACCACGAGAAAGACCUCAAGUGGUGGUCCAAUAAUCACGGCGUGAACAUGGCCAUGAAUUGGCCGCAGUUCGAGGACUACACAGAGGAGUUCCGCGAGAUCACGAAGGGCUCGAAGUCGAAGGAGGCGCUCCCGGCAGGCUCCAUCACUCUCAUCAAUCAACGCCCGGUCGGCGAGGAUCUGCAUGAAUUUCCGCCAGUGAAUAAUAAAUCAAAAUCGAAGUCCGCCGGCCGGGUGAUAUCAGCGGACGGCAAUCACGCAGACAGCAAAACGGACACGAUAACCUCCACCAAGCAGUCCUCGGAGAAGAAUAAUCACGAAACCGACAGCGUCAACAGGACCUCAACGAUCACUAACGGCACUAACGUAAAGCAAGAGUCGAACCCGUUCGAGGAAGAGGAAUGGGAUGAGGAUGGGGGUGAGCCAUUGGUCGACAAUGGAGAGCCCGGAGUCCCCGUACGAGCGUUGUACGAUUACGAAGGAGCGGAAGCGGACGAACUCAGUUUCAAGCAAGGAGACGUAUUCGAGAAACUCGAAGAUGAGGACGAGCAAGGUUGGUGUAAAGGGAGAAAGGACGGCAGAGUGGGCCUCUAUCCAGCGAAUUACGUAGACCUGGUAUCGCAAUAAAUUCACGAUAUGACACGAUACGAAGCCAAAUCCACAAGUUCGUUAGUUACUUAAUGCGUAAACUCUGCGAAGAGUGGGAUGCUCUCGCGUUUCAUUUCUCCUCGCUGUUUUCUUCUGCAGCGAGACGAAAUUUAACGAAGUCGCGGAACACCAGCGUUCCGCGUCGUGCGAGGAAACGACACGACGAACAGAACGAAUAUGUUAGAUGAGGAACGAAUUAAAACUCGAAGUUUAACGCUUCCGGGCGAACGAGUUUCGGAGUCUAACUACUAGAACGCGAAUUAAUUAUCUGCAUUUAAGUUGUGUAAACGACGAGGGAGAAGCGAUUUCGUUCGGAGAUAACUUCUACAGGGCGUCGCGGAGGCAACUAGCGGAGUUAUAAUUUAAAUGAACAGCUUUCGGCACAAAAAUCUCC